CGCGCGGUACUCGAGCUUAAGGCUAGUCCACAAUGUCGACCUCGUUUCGCGCGAUAUAGAUUCCCGUAUCUUAGAAAUCUCAAGGGGACCGUUCGUACUUAUGGUAUUUCCGACAAAACCCCGAACACCCCGAUCAUGCUGGCAAUAAUUAAACCGUCUCAACACCCUUCGGCACGGUCGAGCUCUUCUCGCCGAUAUCAAUUUGCAAUUUUCCACAACUGUCGUUCGUUCGUUUAACUCCUACUCCGCCGAAGGUGAAUAAUUAGGAAUUAAAAAAAGUACACGACUACUGAGCUCGUAGCUUGCUGAAUAAAAAAAAAAAAAAAAAAUAAAUUCAUUCAAUCAGUUCCUUCUUUCAUUCUCUACAAUUAAACUCGACGUAAUUCAAUUUCGCGAUGACAAUUCGCCAGGUGUGUAACCUCCGGUAAACAAUAUCCGAAUAAUUUUUUAUCAAUAUUUAACCAGCUUUCAAUACCGGUACCACAGUAAAUCUAUAUACGUACACACGCAUCCGAAACGUGUACCUAUAAUACAACCGUAUACGCGAAUGGUACGAUGUCGGCGAGCGAAUCGUCGGAGCGUGGAACGCGAAAAGGAGAAGAGAAAAUGCUCCGAUCGUGAUGUAUAAGUUUGGAGAUCGUUCAACCGCCGAAAUGGACAUUGUUGUGAAUCGUGAACGGCCGGCCAUCGAACUUGGCAGUGCAACGGAAAUCCCCGAAGGGGUUAAUCGACGCAUCGGGCAACUAUGACGAGAUGAAGUCGCUCCUCUUACUGCUCGGCUGCAUCUGCCUCGGGGAUGGCGGACGCCGUUCGAAAUUCUCGUACGAGUGGGACGCGAACUACGAGCAGGUGUUCCUCGACUCGGGAACGACGAUAAGCCCGGUGUUCCAGGCCGCGGAGAAGAGCCACCUAGAGAACCCCGAGACCCAUCACCGCAUCAGGCACGCCGACAGGAAGUUCAGGUCCUCCGAGGAGCCCCAAGUUCCCGCCACCAUAAAUUGGCCCGUCAAGAAGGAGGCCGUAGUCGAGGGCGACCUGGUCCUCGGGGGACUGAUGAUGGUCCACGAGAGGGAGGACUCUGUCACCUGCGGCCCCGUCAUGCCCCAGGGCGGUGUCCAGGCCCUCGAGGCGAUGCUCUACACCCUCGACUGGCUCAAUUCCGGCGGCGGCAUCCUUCCCGGCGUUAAGAUCGGCGCACACAUUCUCGACGACUGCGACAAGGACACGUACGGGCUCGAGAUGGCCGUCGACUUCAUCAAAGGCUCGAUAAGCAACAUCGACGGCGCUGAGUAUCAUUGCAACAAGACGGCAGUCCGAAAGGUUAUAAGCGGCGUCGUGGGAGCCGCGAGUUCGGUAACUUCGAUCCAAGUCGCCAAUCUGCUUCGCCUCUUCAGGAUACCCCAGGUGUCGUUCUUCUCCACCAGUCCGGAGCUAUCGAAUAAGCAGAGAUUCGAGUAUUUCUCGCGCACCAUUCCCAGCGAUCACUAUCAGGUCAAAGCCAUGGUCGACAUCGUGCGGAAAAUGAACUGGAGCUACGUGUCCAUAAUUUAUGAGGAGAGCAACUACGGCAUCAAGGCCUUUGAGGAGCUCGAGGACCUGCUCUCCAAAUACGAUAUCUGUAUCGCGAUCAAAGAGAAGCUCGUGAAAGACUCGGGAGUUGCCGAGGAAACGGCUUACGACAACAUCGUACAAAAGCUCCUGACCAAGCCGAGAGCACGAGGGUGCAUCAUUUUCGGCUCCGAUCAAGAAGUGGCUGGAGUAAUGCGGGCUGUGAGGCGAUGCAACGCGACAGGCGCUUUCUCCUGGAUCGGAAGCGACGGAUGGAGCGCCCGCGACCUCGUCAGCAACGGAAACGAGGCGGAAGUCGAGGGCACACUUUCCGUCCAGCCACAGGCGAACCCGGUCAAGGGGUUCGAGGAAUACUUCCUCAAUCUGACAGUGGAGAAUAACCGGAGAAAUCCGUGGUUCGUCGAAUUCUGGGAGGAUCACUUCAAGUGCCGGUAUCCAAACGCCUCGUGGACGCCCCACAACGUGAAAUACACAAACGCCUGUACCACCGAGGAACGUCUCACGAAGCAGAACACAGCCUUCGAGGAUCAAUUGCAGUUCGUUUCCGACGCGGUGAUGGCCUUUGCCUGGGCCUUCCGCGACAUGCACGAGGAUCUCUGCCAAGGGAAGUUUGGACUGUGCGACGCGAUGAAACCCACCAAAGGAACGGAGCUGCUCAGAUACUUGAGGAAAGUUAACUUCACAGGUUUAAGCGGGGAUGAAUUCCGGUUCGACAAAAAUGGGGACGGACCGGCCAGAUACAACAUAAUUCACUUCAAACAAGCCUCCCCGGGAAAAUACAAGUGGGUCAGAGUCGGCGAAUACAUGGAGGGCGAACUCCGCCUGAACAUGUCCGAAAUACAAUUUCGACUGGGUCAUCCCCUGCCACCCGAAAGCGUCUGCUCUCUGCCAUGCGAGGACGGUCAGGCCAAGAAAUACGUCGAGGGUGAAAGCUGCUGCUGGCAUUGCUUCAACUGCACGCAGUACCAGAUCAGACAUCCCCUCGACGAAACCCAGUGCAUACCCUGCCGAAAGGGAACCGUCCCGGACGAAACGCACUCGACCUGUCGCGACAUCCCCGAGGAAUUCUUACGCCCUGAAAGCGGAUGGGCGAUCGGUGCCAUGUCCUUCUCGGCUACUGGUAUUUUGGUGACCCUGUUCGUCGGCGGUGUGUUUCUCAGGCACAACGACACCCCCGUCGUCAAGGCGUCGGGGCGAGAGCUGUCCUACGUGUUGCUGACGGGAAUCCUGCUCUGCUACCUGGUGACCUUCGCCCUCGUUUUGAGGCCGAACGACAUCGUUUGCGGGAUCCAGAGGUUUGGGGCCGGUUUUUGUUUCACGGUAGUCUACGCGGCUCUGCUGACGAAGACGAAUCGCAUAUCGAGGAUAUUCGACUCCGGCAAGAAGACCGCGAAACGGCCCUCCUUCAUCUCGCCGAAGUCGCAGCUCAUCAUUUGCUCCGGUCUUAUGAGCGUCCAGGUCCUCGUGAACGGGGUCUGGAUGAUAAUCGACCCCGCGAGAGCCAUGCACCACUAUCCAACCAGGGACGACAACCUCCUAGUUUGCAACAGCUACAUAGACGCGAGCUACAUGAUCGCCUUCACCUAUCCCAUAAUCCUGAUCGUUGUCUGUACGGUUUACGCCGUUCUAACACGAAAAAUACCGGCGUACUUCAACGAGAGCAAACACAUCGGCUUCACGAUGUACACAACCUGCGUGAUUUGGCUGGCCUUUGUUCCUCUCUACUUUGGUACCGGAAACCACGUGGCUCUCCGGAUCACCUCGAUGUCGGUGACCAUAAGUCUCUCGGCCUCGGUGACGAUAGCUUGCCUCUUCAGCCCCAAGCUCUACAUCAUCCUCAUUCGGCCGGACAGGAACGUGCGGCAAAGCAUGAUGCCAACCAGGUACAGCACAGCCAAAAACUCCGCCGUAACGGGGACCAACGCAUCCAGCGUUAUGGCUGCCGUCACUCUGACAGCCGCCACUUGCGACCAGAAUAAGGCCGUCAAGAGGCACGUGACGACGACCAUCGAUUGCUCGACGCAAAGCGAAUGUCACGAGAUGGAGGUGAUGAAAGAGGAUCGCAUAAAUGGCAAAGUUCAACCGAGCUUCGUCUCCCGCUCCACGCAGACCCAAUCAUCGCCAUCGGGGGAUCAGGAAUCGGCAAGCACAACAAGCAGCGCCGCGGCCGCGGCUAGGGAAUUAAUCUGCGCCAUAACUCCGAAGGAAAUUAUAGGUAAAGAUCAGUCGCGGACGCCGACGGUUAAACAGAUCCAGAACAACGUCAGGAUAGGAAACGGACCGGUCAGCCAAAAGGACGACCCCUUAUAGCAGGAAACUACGAUUAUUACGAGGUCGGCGACCGCCGCGGUUCUCCAGGUCGACAUGAAGCCCAUAUCGAAGACGCCGGUGGUCGUAUAGCUCAAUAACUUGAUUAAAUUAAUUAUAUAAUUACACAAUAAAUCGAUCAACUUAUAUGAUAUUGUAAUAUGUAAGAUAAUAUUUCCCCACGUGUUGCUUAAUGUUAUAUCCCUGCGUAACUUCCUGCAGCGCAGCCCAAGCGAGGGUCGUAAAGUUUGAUGAGCGGGAAGUUAUCGAUAGUCGUCUGUUAUUAUAGGUAAUAAUAUAUUCGGAGAAUCCAGGAUCACGUGAUGAUAAUACAAUUAUAUUUCCUGACGGGGUGUAGAAGUUCUCUCAAGCCGUCAGAGGUAUAAGUUCAAAGAGACGAAUAGUUGCAAUUCGGAGCGGGAAACAGGGAAAGCAAUUCAUCCUUUUUCUAUGUUAAUGAUUACAGGAUCGGAUCUAGUUGAAGGAAGUGUAUGAUCUGUGAUUGCUAUAAUGUUUACAGUGAAAAAUCGGUCGAAAUGAAAGGAAGGAAGCGGUGAUCGAAUGCGGGUGAAUGGAUUUUAAAUAAAUAAUACAAUGUUGCGUAAAUGCCGUUUCUUCGAUUCUGGAACGUGAAUGAAACGUAAUGUAUAUACAUAGGCAUACAAUAUAAAAAUACGUAACGGUGAGAAGGACGCGGAGUUUAGGCUUAAUAAACUAAUAAUAUACACAUACGUAUAACAUAUGCAUAAAUAAAAAUGUUGUCACGAUAAUCUAUAAUUAUAAAAAUCAAGGAAACAUUAUCGAAUACAUGAUAAAAGAAAGUAAAGUGUAAAAUUAUAUGAACCGUUGAAUAUAGUCUAAUCGUUUGUUCUAUAUCUGCGGUAAUUCCG
Molecule: messenger RNA, 4766 nt
Organism: Neodiprion fabricii
Lineage: Eukaryota; Metazoa; Arthropoda; Insecta; Hymenoptera; Diprionidae
Gene: Glurb
Product: metabotropic glutamate receptor 2-like
Exons: 16
Coding region: 754-3879 (1041 amino acids)
Biological process (GO): G protein-coupled receptor signaling pathway
Cellular component (GO): membrane
Molecular function (GO): adenylate cyclase inhibiting G protein-coupled glutamate receptor activity
Source: RefSeq, a predicted model, not a curated record